Molecule: messenger RNA, 6946 nt
Organism: Cataglyphis hispanica
Lineage: Eukaryota; Metazoa; Arthropoda; Insecta; Hymenoptera; Formicidae
Gene: nito
Product: RNA-binding protein spenito
Exons: 2
Coding region: 462-2780 (772 amino acids)
Biological process (GO): regulation of alternative mRNA splicing, via spliceosome
Cellular component (GO): nucleus
Molecular function (GO): mRNA binding
Source: RefSeq, a predicted model, not a curated record
AAAUCAUACAUGAGUAUUCAUGUUAGAAAGUUCCUAUGUGGCUUAAAAAUCGAGUGAUCAAACGUCAUCAGAUGCAUUCAGGAGACGUUAAGCAUCAUUUUGUCAACACUCGACGUUAAUUUGUUGGUUCUAGAAGUAAGAACCAAUCACAUUCGAUAGCUAUCCAACAAUGUUUUCUGAACGCACCCAUCGUGAACAGAAGUGAAUACGCGCAUGCGUCGACAAACCGUGCCGUGAGCGGCGACGGCGGCGACGACGACAACGACGACGGUGGCCAACAGCGCCAUUUUGUUCGCUCGUUUCUGCCCAGUAAGAUACAGCGGCGAAGAAAAUCCUAUUACGAAAAGUACGCAGUACUUCUUGCAAAGCUGCGAUCGCCGUCGCCCGCGCCUCUCCUCCUCCCCCGCGUUUCUUUCUUUUUUCUUGUUCCUCAUUGAGUUACGGUGUAGCAAGCAGCGUUGAUGAUUGGGAUUCCGCGGGACGAUCGACACAAAAUCACGGUCAAGAUCCGCAACAACAUGAAGAGGAGCUCGAGUCGCGAUACUCCGCCUCCUCGUGUGAAGCGGAGCCGAUCCUCGAUGGGACGAUACGAGGAUUCCAGUGAUGAACGUAUCACUCCAGAGAGAAUUCGACGGCGAAGCCGAGGCGCCAGAAGUCCUAGUCCGCCUACGCGAGCAUCUUCUCACGCGCGCUACGUCGAAUCCAGUUCGCAUCGCGAUGAGUACUUACGCCCACCGCGCGAUAUGCCACGGGAACGGCCGUAUAGCUACAAGGUUCUCUGCGUCAGUUCCAUCCAUCCCAAGGCCAGCGACGAGAUGAUCAAAGAUACUUUGUACAGGGAAUACAAGAAAUUUGGCGACUAUUCUAUUCAAAUCUCGCACGAGCCGGAUGAACGGGUCGCGUACGUUUGCUUCAGAAGCUCGGAGGACGCCCGAGAUGCGAAGCAUGCGAAACCUCGUAUCAUUAUAUACGAUAAAAUGGCCAUAGUGGAACCGGUGUAUGAUAGGGCCGAUAAUUAUCGUCGUCCACGAUCCAUCACACCGCCGGACUACGACAGAUACUACGCUCGGUCACCGGGACCUACGGAUAGGCAUAGACCGAUCGACAGAUACGAACGCGUGUACGGGCCACCGGUGAAUCUGCCUCCGCACCGAGAGAUGCGCCGCGAGACUAUCCCGCCGCCGCAUCAUGAGUUCGUUCGGCCUCCGAUACAUCCUCAUGGACCGCCGCAUGUUCAUCCAGGACCGCCUCAUCAUUACGGUCCGCCUCGGCACAUGAUGAUACGUCAUCCCGGACACGGUUUUGAACGCGUGGAGAAUAAGAAAGACAAGUUUCCCAAUUAUCUGCAUCACGUAUCUCCCGAGGAUGAUCCUCUCGCGACUCGAACCCUUUUUGCCGGUAAUUUGGAGAUUAACAUCACGGAGGAGGAAUUGCGCCGUAUUUUCAGCAAAUAUGGCAUUGUCGAUGACAUUGAUAUAAAACGUCCACCUCCAGGUACAGGAAACGCGUACGCCUUUGUGCGCUUCCAGACUUUAGACAUGGCGCAUCGAUGUAAGGUCGAAUUGUCGGGGCAGUAUAUCGGCAAGUUCCAGUGUAAAAUUGGCUACGGUAAAGCUACUCCGACAACUCGAAUAUGGGUAGGCGGUUUAGGACCAUGGACCUCCGUGCCGCAAUUGGAACGAGAGUUCGAUCGGUUUGGUGCGAUCAAGAAGAUCGACUACAUUAAAGGCGACAGCAAUGCUUAUAUACUUUACGAUUCCAUUGACGCCGCGCAGGCGGCCGUCAAAGAGAUGCGCGGUUUUCCGCUCGGCGGACCUGAUCGUCGAUUGAGAGUGGACUUUGCUGAUGUGACACCGGGUUUUGGUUUCAAACCGAGACCGUAUCCCGAAGAGAAUAGCGAUUUCAGGCCUCGUCCAGUCGACUAUGAGUCACCAUACGAUCCAUAUGGGCCUGAGGGAGAAUUUGGCUACGGGCCGAGGGGCUUCCGUGGUGGCAGAGGUAACGCUUCGUGGCACGAUCGAAGAGGAAGCACUCGAGGUGGUUACAGAGGUUCUUAUCCCGAAGGUUAUAUGCGCGACGAAGCUGAUUGGCCGAGCAGAAGACCACCGCCUGAAUUAGAAUACGAAACACCUCGCGGACUGCGAAGAUCAUUAUCACGUGAACCAGGAGUAGACAGAUCGAGAUCGCGUUCGCCGCGCAGGCGACAGAUGGACUCGGAUUCGGACUCUGAAAACACUCGCAGUGGAAUGUUAUCGACAUCUCGUACGCUGCCGGACGUCGCGCGCAAAUCUAUCGCUGUUUGGCAAGGCGCAUUGAUAUUGAAGAACUCGCUAUUUCCAGCCAAAUUCCAUCUAACUGACGGUGAGACAGAGAUAAUCGACUCCCUCAUGAAAGAUGAAGAGGGUAAACAUAUGUUACGAAUAACACAACGGCUGCGUCUCGAUCAGCCGAAAUUGGAUGAUGUAUCUAAAAGAAUUCAGACGUCGAGUUCGCAUGCCAUUUUCCUCGGUCUAGCUGGCUCGAGCACCGCGAUUACGAAUGACGAUGCUAAUGUGCAGACACGGCCGCUACGCAAUCUUGUAUCUUAUUUAAAACAGAAGGAGGCUGCUGGUGUUAUAUCACUGUUGAACAAAGACACAGAAGGUACUGGUGUUCUUUACGCCUUCCCACCUUGUGCGUUCUCGACGGAACUUUUAAAACGUACAUGCCCUAGUUUAAGCGAGGAGAGUCUUAAGGAGGACCACUUGGUAAUUGUAGUGGUUAAGGGGGGUAGCGCCUAAAGAGAAACCUUUAAUAUCUCGUCUCGUGUGUGUAUGUAUGAUUUUAUAUGAUUGAUAUCGUAAGUGCAAAGAGUCUUUAAACAGUGUACAGAACAUAAAAAAGGAGAAUUUGUGUUUUUUGAUUGAUGUAAGUAUUUUGCUUUUUGAUGCUUCCACAGAUGCUGCCAUGGGAGAUUUAAUCUUAUAUGAUCGUAGAUAGGAGAGCUAAUAAUAUUUGAUACUUUACUUUACACACGAAUGUAUAUUGCAUUGACUUGUCGAAAACAUUAACAUCUUUAUUUCUCAAUCAGAUGGGUGAUGAAAUUUUGCGACGUCUGACAUUCGAUUCGAGUUUACCAGUGGACUAGAAUUAUAUGAAAUCUAUAUCAAUUGAUAAGUUCUUGUCGAAAUUCGUCGACGCAAAUCUUUAUCACGCGUUAUCAUGAGAUCUCUUCAUUCUUGUAUAGUUAAUUAAGUCCAAUGCUAGAUGAGUGAUACUACAUAAAGUGACUCAAUUUUUAAAUAUUAUCAAAGAGAAUUGAUUUUUUGUACAAUAUAAUCUUAUAUGAUUUAUAUGAUAAACUUUUCCAGAAGAAUUCCACUACUUUUCCAUGAAUGUAUAUUAUCAAUAUUAACUGCUGAUAUAUGCUAAGAGAGAUUAGAAUACUUAUUUUCUAUCAAAAAACACAAUGUUGGUAUUGUUUCCCCAUUAUUCUAUUUAAUCUAUCAAAUAAUGGCGAUUACCAGCGAUAAUAUUUUUAACAGCAAGAUCUUUAUUGAUUAUAUUGAAUCUUGAAUAUUAGGAAUAUUGUAAUUCUUAUUAUAUAUAUCACAAAUAUGUAUGUGAUUACUUUGAAAUGUAGUAUAAGAAUUUAUUUGUAUCAUACACAUACACGCACACAAUAUACACACACACACACACACAUUACACAUACAUAUAUAUAUAGAGAUAUAUAUAUAUAUAUAUAUUAAUAUAACUAUACGUAUAUAUUGAUAGUGAUAUAUUGUGCACCGUUCUUUCACAUUUGCAGAUAUGCAUAUGAUUAUAUUAAUAUUAUUUUAGUUUUUUUAGCAAAUGUAAAGUGAAUUUCUUUCUAAGACAUGUAUGUGCACAUAAAACAAAACUAAACAUGCAAUGAAUAUUUUGUUUAUAAUGAAAAAAAAAUUUUAUUAUUCUAGACUUUAACAAUAUUAAGUCUUAAACAUAUUUUCAUCGACAAAGCUGUAUGCUUCUGAAUUGUACUUUGUUAGAAAAAAGAUUAUGUAGACAACAUUUAAAAAGAGCACAAUUUAAAUUAUGGCAAACACUAUUGUAUAGCUCUAUACUGAUGAGAGGACACAUAUAUGUCAUAAAAAGAGUAUGGUGAUUUUCAAAAAACUUUAAAAAUGUGAAAGAUCUGGUUUAGAGAGUAUAUUUGAUAUGGAAAACAUGUAUAAUUAAGCGUUUCGAUACUUAUUUCUGUAGAUUUCUCUUUAGUGUGACAUAACAUUUAGUAAGUGAUUGUGCAGUAAAUAAUCCGUGAUUAGUUACGAGUUUCUCAAGUUUGGACUGUGCCGAAAAGUGCAGACAGUGAGAAAAAGGAGUAAAUCCAGGAAGAGACAGAAAUCUGUUUACCGUAAAACAAAGUUUACCCUAUCUGUGUUUCCAUAAUGUCAACAAGAGUUUAUUCCUUUUUAAGUGAGGACUGAUUUUUUUAAAGGACAGUGUUUGGUUGGUGACAUCAAAAGAAAGGCGCUAUAAACUUGUGUACAGUGAAAUGUAAAAAAAAAAAAAAGUGAUUGUGUUCCACAUUCGAGUAUGGGGAGCGCUUUGUGAAUACAUGUCUGGAAUGUAUAUUUUCAUAUUCAUUCCAGAUAUGGAAGGAAAAGAAAGAUGAUUUUCGCCAUACUUGAUUGUGACUGAAGGUGCAGUGGUUAGUAUGCUUAGUGUUUGAACGGAAAAAUAGAUGCAGUUUAUGUAGAGAAAAAAAAAUUACAAAAUGUGUCAAUUUUUCUUAGCACCGUUUUUCUUCACCUUAAUCAAAACUCGAAAAUUCUCAGGAACUCGAUAAUGUUACAGUGAUAUGUAUUCUAAUGAAUGUCGCUAUUCGCGAGGAAAGUAAAGAUUUAGACAGAUUAGGGCAGUUAAAAAUAUCGGAUGUUUGAUAAAUAAAAAGUUGACGUCGAAACUCUUCAAUUAAAAUGCAUGCAUGUGGCCGACAAAUUAAGUAGACUGCUUUUGAUAUUCUCAAGAGUUUUGUACUCGGUAUAUAUAGAAUUUGGUUUUUCUUGCUUUUGUUAAGUGAAGUUUAUCGUGCAACAAUAUAGUGCUGUGAUAUUUUGAGCAACGAUUAGAGCAAUGACAAUCGGGAACAAUCGCGAAAAUGUAGAUUGUAGAUUUCAAGUGCUUGUGUUGGCUAAGAAUUAAUUUCCUUCUCCGUUUGCGAAGGAAGGAAGGAAGGAAGGAAGACUGUCAAGUCAUUUAUAUAUAUUGUCGGCCAUAACGAGAGAAAGAAAAGAGAUUGCCACUGUGAUAUUGGUGAAAUUUUUUGUGCUUUGUGGAUUUUUAAAGAGAAAGAGAGAGAAGAGCAAUUAAAGUCGCGAAUUAACUUUCUAAACGCGUUAUUCGAAAUUUUUAUUCAGAAUUUUUGUUCAACGAAAAGUAGUUGUGUCGCCUGCAACAUAUCGAGUACAAAAUUGUGCAUCUGAAACGUUGAUGUAGUAUCGCAAAGGGAGAACUGUAAAGAGAAAAAAAAAAAAGAAAAAGAAAACUAUAGGGAAAAAAGACAGUGGUUUUGUCUCGGGUAAUAUAAGAUUUUUCAAUCUUGUGUGCGGGUAGAUCAAAGUGAGUUCUAUCAGUGGUAACUCUUGGUUUCAUAUUGCAUCAGUGUUGUGCUGCUUGUGUCCUUUCCCUUCCCCUUCCACGCAGAUUUUCCGUCCUUAUCCAUUCUUGCUCGUGGGUUUGGAUAGCGACCGAGUUUCAUUGUAACCUCUUUUGUUAUCGCUUUGUAAAAUUGUAAAAUCUGUUUCAGAAUCGGCCCAAAGGAACGGAAGACAGAUAACGUUCGCGGAGAAACGUCCGAUUGCUGUAUUAAAAUUUGCAAAAAUAAAUUACACAGACACGGUUAUACAUGAGAUAAUUAUGCUCAUUUUUUUCUUUCGGAUCGGCACAAAUCUCGAAUUUACAUCGCAAUCUUUAAUAUAUGCCUUAAACAUAUUCUCUUGCAGUUAAAUAUAUUCAUUAAUUUUUUACUUUGGCAAAAAAACGGAAUUGCAAAACGUUUUUAUAUAUGGCAUAACCUAUUCUGAUCUAAUCUAUAACCUACAUAAGGUAUUACACGAACGUUAUAACGAUUAUCGGACGUGCAAACGUAAUUAUGCAUUUAAUACAAUUUACACAAUUGAUUCUAUACGUUGAAUAUUGAUUUUGAUCGAUCGAGGUAAAAAGUAGACAAUCCAAAUAGUUUGACAUAACCUAUAAACAAAGGUAUAUAUGUGAUAAUCAAGGGACCAAAAAUACGCAUUUCCCUUUUUUUUUUAUACAAAAAAAGUCUAUUCGUUUUAAUUACGAUUUUUUUUCUAUUUAAUUUAUUUUUUUAUUCUUCGAGAAACUUUAAUAUAUAUACGUAUAUAUCCACUUUAAGCAUAGAAAGUGCAAAAAAUAUUAAAGCAAGAACAUAUCAAAGAAACAGCUAUAUCAUCACACAGUUUCUUCACGCAUGUUUCGUGCAAAAAUUUCAACAAACAUUACAAAGUUAAAAUUAAAUGGAAAAUUUAGACAUUUUCUUUUAAUAUCACAAAAAAUUUGAAAACUUACUCAUGUUCUCGAAAAAAAAAAUCUCAUAGUGAAGUAAUAUCAGAUAACGUACAAAAGGCACGUGUGUGCCAGAAAUAUUUUAUAUUUUUCGGAAAAGAUAUGUAUAAAUGUAAACAAUGUCUUUACUUUAGACAUUUUAUUGGAUAGUGUAUAUGUUAUUUUUAGUAUUCACAAUCUUUCAUAGAUGAAAUAAACCAUCGUUAAAUCUCUGUGAUUGAAAAAUAAUUUAAGCUUAUCUUUUCAUUAAAAAAAGAAAGAUCGCUUUCGUUAAAUCUUAAUAGUAACAAUGUAAUAUUGGCGUGCAUUCUAUUAUUAAUAACGGGAAGAGACGCAGAAUGUGUAAAUGGGAAAUUACACGUGUGGAGAAGAAAUUAUGCGUAUAUAUGCGGCA